Purpureocillium lilacinum is the source of this 852-nucleotide messenger RNA. RefSeq lists its product as uncharacterized. NCBI's taxonomy places the organism in Eukaryota, Fungi, Ascomycota, Sordariomycetes, Hypocreales, Ophiocordycipitaceae. The record is from RefSeq and is a predicted model, not a curated record.
AUGUCCCGCCCAACUAAAGAGUACGCCGAGGCGCUCAUGGAGGACCUGAAGAACGCAAACACGGACCUCAACAAGGCCAACUCGGAGCGCGACCGCUACAAGUACCUCUACGAGCAGGCCACGCUCAAGUUGUCCCAGUCCCACGCUGCCCAAAACGACCUCAAGGCCCAGGCCCACUCGCUCAAGGAUGACUUUAGCGUGCUGCGCGCCCGCGUCCAGCAGCUGGAAGAUGACAACGCCCAGCUGCUGUACGAGAACGACCUGUGGGACAAGCACUACACCGGGCUCGAAAAGAGCUACGGCGAGCUCACGGUGCAGUACAACAGCCUGCUGGCGUCAAUGCCUUCGUCUUCAUCGUCGUAUCGCAUCUCGACCAACUUGCCCGAGAGGCCGAAGCGGGCGUCUCACCACAAGAAAAAGCCGUCGUCCUCUUCCACGCGUAGAGAGCACAAAGAAUCGUCGCCCGCGUCGCGCAAGAGCAACACUAGCAACAGCGACAAGGAGCAAAAGGACCGAUUGUCAAAGCGUUUCGAAGAGAAGCGCCCGUCGUCGAGCGGGGGCCGGGGCUCGCGCCGGCACAGCUUCAUCGAGGGCUGGGGUCCCGCCUCCGGAUCUUCAGCAUCGGCUGCUCCACCAACAACCGGGGCCACGGGCCGGGCGUUUGCCGGCGUGGCCACGGCGGGCCUUGGCCAGCCGCCCGCCGUAUCCCAGUCGCACAACAAGGUGUCGUUCUCCUCGGUGCCCCGGACCACGGCCAACCCGCUCAGUCCUGGCCUGUACAGCAACACGGCGGCGUAUGACGACGAGUACUACGAGGAUGGCAAUUACCACCCGUACCCGGUGGCGCGGUAA